AUGUUCACGCCUCCCGAAACGGGGAAGAUCCGCACGUUGCUCCAAAGAUGGGCCAAUGAUCGCCCAAAGGCGAUUCAUUGGUGUCAGAGUGCUUGCAGACUCACGGCCAAAGUCUCGUUCUUUGCCCUCUGCUUCGAGGGCAAGCGGCGUGCCGGUUACGGAGAAACGAGCGUGCUUCUCCGGUCCAGCCUCACAAUGAAUCCAGAGGUGGCCUCUGGUCCUGGCUGGGCUUCGAGGGCGCUGGCGCAGGGCCGGGCCCGGGCCAGACCCCCUGCGCCUCUUCCAUCCUCUUCCAUUGCGGUAAACUUGAUAGUGCUUCACCUCGGCUGCAUGGCUUGGAAGCCUUCCGGUAUGAAGUUGGACAUGACUCUCGACGAGCUGGCAGAGAAGCCCGGGCGCAGGGGGCAAAGGGGGGAGGAGUGCUCGGGAAACAGCGUCUUUGUCGGAAAUCUGCCCUACAGCUGCACCUGGCAGGAACUGAAGGAUCACAUGCGGCAAGCAGGAGAUGUGCUGCACUGCGACAUCCUCGCCGAGCCCGGGACGGCCUUGGGAAGCAAGGGCUGCGGUCUGGUGGAGUUUGCCAAUGCGGCUGCUGCGACCCGAGCCGUGAAUCAGCUGACAGAUACCGAGAUCAAAGGGCGCAAGAUCUUUGUCAGGGAAGAUCGGGAGCCCCGGCGACCGGCCCAAGGCCGCAAAGUGUUCGUCGGGAAUCUGCCCUACAGCGUGACUUGGCAGGCCUUGAAAGACCACAUGCGGCAGUGUGGCGAAGUCCUUCGCUGCGACAUUCUGGCGGAGCCGGGCACUGCGAUGGGAUCCAAGGGCUGCGGUAUCGUGGAGUACGCCUCCGCCGCAUCGGCGCAGAGGGCCAUUCGAGACCUGUCCGAUUCGGAGCUGAAGGGCCGGCUGAUCUUCGUGCGGGAGGACCGUGAGGACGACGCCCCAUACCGAGGACGGCGCCUGCAGGAUCGUGCACCGGCCAUGCGGGCACGGAGUCGGUCCUACGACGAUCGGAAGUGGCGACCGGUUCGUGGAGGCUACCCCGCCGAGGGCGGCGGAGGGAGCGGCUGCCGAGUCUUUGUCGGGAACCUGGCCUACAGUGUGACCUGGCAGGAGCUCAAGGACCACAUGCGGGAUGCCGGCCAAGUGAUGUUCUGCCAGAUCCUCAAGGAGCCCGGCACCGCGCUGGGUUCGAAGGGCUGCGCGCUGGUGGAGUACAGCACCCCCAGGGAGGCAAGGAAGGCUAUCAACAUGAUGACCGACAGCGAGCUCCGAGGAAGGAAGAUAUGGGUGCGAGAGGACCGUGAGGAGUGA
This is a messenger RNA of Symbiodinium necroappetens, 1311 nucleotides long. NCBI's taxonomy places the organism in Eukaryota, Dinophyceae, Suessiales, Symbiodiniaceae. The record is from the annotation of a GenBank genome assembly.